AAGUAAAUCACGCAGAGGCCCCAACCCCGGAGGCAAAGGCCGCCGCCAGCAUGGCCCCGUUCGGCAAUGCAGACCAGCAACCAGCACUGCCGGAACCCGUUUUCCCCGGCGCCCACGCGGAACAACAUGACACAGACACGGCUCUACUUCAUCAGCCUACAACCAUUAGCCCGCCGGAACUUCCUGCGGCGAAGGCUGAUGCGGAGAUGUCAGGCUCACUGGGGUUCUUGAAUCCGUCCUUCUCCUUGCCGCAGGAGUCGCUGGUCAUGGCAGCGCAAAACGAGGGAGGAGGAGGAGGUGCUGGGGACGAUGGGGGUCCCGGCUUCACCCCUACCCCAAGUAGCAGUGGCGUGACUAGUCCGGACUUGGUGGCUGCGGCGCAUGUAGAAGCCGCCGCCCAAAUCGAACUUGAAGAAACGAGCUUGCCUUCGCCAAACGGCGCGAGCACCACGCCUGGUGAUGGGUCAUCUCCUUCUAGCAGCUCUGCUGCUC
This is a messenger RNA of Amoebophrya sp. A120, 492 nucleotides long. The record is from the annotation of a GenBank genome assembly. NCBI's taxonomy places the organism in Eukaryota, Dinophyceae, Syndiniales, Amoebophryaceae.